This is a messenger RNA of Spirodela intermedia, 1284 nucleotides long. Lineage: Eukaryota; Viridiplantae; Streptophyta; Magnoliopsida; Alismatales; Araceae. The record is from the annotation of a GenBank genome assembly.
AUGGCAGCGGCGGGCCACAGAGUUCCGUAUCUCCUCUCAGGCCGAGGCGCCGCGAUCGACGGCGACUCUGCUGCUGCUGCUGCGUCCUCUGCCGCUUCCUCCCGUUCCUGCGUCCUGAAUAACAUCACCCCGAAGAGCACCGGCCGAUCCCCAUCCAUUAAAGCUGGUAACUGGAAGAGUAGUAAUAAGAGGAGGGAGAGAUCCACUGCCGCUAUUGCCCCAGCUUCCUCCUCUUCCCUCGCCCUCGACCCGACUGUGGCGGAGUUGGAGCGCCUCUUCUCAUCGCCCUCGCACUCCCCCCUGGCCCCCGUCCCCUUAUCCGGAGGGCCCAGCGGCUCCCCGCCAUGCGUCGAACCGUCCAGGGGCCGCCCUCUCCGGGUGGUCUACCAGGGCGUCCGCGGCUCCUACUGCCAGGAGGCCGCCGCCGCGUCCUUUUCCGGCGUCCCCACCACCCGCCUCGCCGCCUUCCCCUGCACCAAAAUGGAGGACGCCUUCGUCGCCCUCGAGGACGGCGACGCCGACCGCGCCGUCGUCCCGGCUGAGAACUCCCUAGACGGGCCCAUCCACCGCAACCUCGACCUCCUCCUCCGCCACCCCCGCGUGGAGGUCACCGGCGAGCUCGUCCUCCCCGUCAACCACUGCCUCCUCGUCCUUCCCGGCACCCCGCUCGCCGCCCUCAACGGCGUCGCCAGCCACCCCCAAGCCCUCGCCCACUGCCGCGGUCGCAUCGCGGAUCUGGGCCUGGAGGCGAUGGGCGUGGUCAACGCCGCCGACGCCGCCCGAGCCCUGGCCGAAGGAGGGGUCGACCCUGGCACGGCGGUCAUCGGUAGCCGCUUUGCCGCCCAGGAGUUCGGCCUGGCUGUCGCGGAGGAGAACCUGCAGGGCCGGACUUUUCUCGGUGGCGGCAACUACACCCGCUUUCUCCAGUUGGCGCUCAGGUCGCAGGGAGACCGCCACCCCGCCGCCGCUGGCCGGAGGAAGGCCACGGUGGCCUUCUCUCUGGAGGAGGGCCCGUCAGCUCUGCACCGGGCCAUGCGGGCCUUCGAGAGCCACGGGCUGACGGUUACCCGGGUCGACCACCGGCCGAACCGCUCGAGCCCUCUCCGGUCGGCAGAGCGGGCCGGAGCGCCGGCGGUCUUCUUCGACUACGUCUUCAUCUUGGACGUGGAGGAUGACGAGCCCGCGGGCGGCGACUCGGGCCUCGACUCGGCCGUCGACCGGCUCCGGGAGACGUGCGGAUUCGUCCGCGUGCUGGGGGCUUACGCGUGCGGCUCGAGCAGCUAG